Messenger RNA from Aspergillus wentii DTO 134E9, 960 nucleotides. RefSeq names its product Spg1/Tem1 GTP-binding protein. Gene Ontology annotation, biological process: regulation of exit from mitosis. The record is from RefSeq and is a predicted model, not a curated record. The coding region runs from base 1 to 960 and encodes 319 amino acids. NCBI's taxonomy places the organism in Eukaryota, Fungi, Ascomycota, Eurotiomycetes, Eurotiales, Aspergillaceae. Gene Ontology annotation, molecular function: GTP binding; GTPase activity. Gene Ontology annotation, cellular component: spindle pole body. The transcript is spliced from 4 exons.
AUGGAUGCGCUGCAGGUGCCCGCGGAUGCUCCGGAUGCUACAGAGCAGCAGUUCCAUCAAGAGCAACAUCCGCAAAUCCCGCAGCGAUUUGGGUCUCCCGCCAACCACGGAUUCGCAGCUACAGAAGAUACUCCGGUCGGUGCUGCUCAUCACAAUGGCUACAGUAGCGAUUCGCGCGCCCAUUAUUCCUCCCACACCGCCGAACUUAGCUCUUCGGCCCCAGAUGGCGAUCAGAACCGACUCAACCUCUCUCCAUCCUUAACUCAACAACACCUGCCAUCGUCUAGACCGAGCUCUGGUUUAUCCAGCGGUACCGAACGACAUGGAUAUCCCCAACAGCUUCAAGAGACCGGUCAGAAACAACCAAGUCAAUCAUCGAAGAACAGUGUUGUGAUCAAGGUGGGCAUGGUGGGGGAUGCUCAAAUCGGAAAGACUAGUCUGAUGGUAAAAUACGUGGAGGGAAGCUGGGAUGAAGACUACAUUCAAACAUUGGGUGUCAACUUCAUGGAGAAGACCAUCUCUAUUCGCAACACGGAGAUCACAUUCUCAAUUUGGGAUCUUGGUGGUCAGCGAGAGUUUGUGAACAUGCUUCCUCUUGUGUGCAACGACGCCGUGGCUAUUUUGUUCAUGUUCGACCUUACGCGCAAAAGCACUUUGAACUCGAUCAAGGAAUGGUACCGCCAGGGCCGUGGAUUCAACAAGACCGCGAUUCCGUUCCUCGUUGGCACAAAGUACGAUCACUUUGUCAACUUUCCCCGUGAAGACCAAGAGGAGAUUUCUAUCCAGGCCAAGCGUUUUGCCAGAGCCAUGCGAGCGAGCUUGAUCUUCAGCAGCACCAGCCACAGUAUCAAUGUACAAAAGAUCUUCAAAAUCGUUCUGGCCAAGGCCUUUGACCUGAAGUGCACGAUCCCCGAAAUCGAGAACAUUGGCGAACCUCUCUUACUCUACAAAAACGUCUAG